Molecule: messenger RNA, 2042 nt
Organism: Lemur catta (Ring-tailed lemur)
Lineage: Eukaryota; Metazoa; Chordata; Mammalia; Primates; Lemuridae
Gene: TCFL5
Product: transcription factor like 5
Exons: 6
Coding region: 1-1422 (473 amino acids)
Biological process (GO): spermatogenesis; regulation of DNA-templated transcription
Cellular component (GO): nucleus
Molecular function (GO): DNA-binding transcription factor activity, RNA polymerase II-specific; RNA polymerase II cis-regulatory region sequence-specific DNA binding; protein dimerization activity
Source: RefSeq, a predicted model, not a curated record
AUGUCGGGCCCCGGGCCGCGGGAGCCGCCGCCUGAGGCGGGCGCGGCGGCGGGCGCCGAGGGCGGCGGGGGCGCGGCGGGCGCGGCCGACCUGAGCCUGGUGGAGCUGACGGAGGUGGAGUACACGCAGCUGCAGCACAUCCUCUACUCGCACAUGGACGCGGCCGACGGCGAGCUCGAGGCGCGCCUGGGCUCCGCGCUGCUGGCCGGCCCCGCCGCGCCGCCCGUGUACCCCGUGCUGUGCCCGCCCGCGCUGGCGGCCGACGCGCCCUGCCUCGGCCACAUCGACUUCCAGGAGCUGCGCAUGAUGCUGCUGGGCGAGGCGGGCGCGCCGGCGCCGGGCGCGGCCGAGAAGACGCCGGGCGGCGCGGACGGGGCGCGGGCGCGGGCGGACGGCGCGGCCAAGGACAGCGCGGGCGCGGCGGGGCCCGAGGGCGCCCCCGAGGCCCGGGCCAAGUCGGCCGUGCGCGUCCGCCUGGAGGACCGCUUCAACAGUGUGGCGGCCGAGCCGCCGGCCGCGCGCGGCCCCGAGGCCCCCGAGCCGGGCGUGGCGCUGAACAAUUUGGUAACCGUUAUUCGACAUCCAUCUGAGUUGGUGAAUGUUCCUCUUCAUCAGCAACAAAACAAAUGUACAACGUUAGUGAAAAACAAAACUGCUGCUGCAGCUACUGCUUUGCAAUUUACAUACCCGCUGUUUACUACAAAUGCGAGCUCUACCAGUGCAACCUCUCAUCUUUCACAAACGCAGAGUUCUAGUAACUCAUGUUCUAUACUUGAAGCUGCCAAGCACCAGGAUAUUGGAUUGCCUAGAGCAUUUUCUUUCUGUUAUCAGCAAGAAAUUGAAUCCACUAAACAGACUUUAGGCAGUAGGAACAAAGCUUUGCCGGAGCAGGUUUGGAUUAAAGUGGGAGAAGAAGUGCUAUGUAAACAAGCAAUAAAUAAGAGGAAUCGGAGCAGAAUACGUCAGUUGGACACAAAUGUAGAACGAAGAGCCCUUGGAGAGAUUCAGAAUGUGGGCGAAGGCUCCACAGCCGCACAGGGAGCCUGGCAGUCCUCGGAGUCCUCACAGUCGAACCUGGGGGAGCAGGCCCAGAGCGGGCCCCAGGGAGGAAGAUCUCAGCGUAGGGAGAGGCAUAACCGAAUGGAGAGAGAUAGAAGGCGCAGAAUCCGCAUUUGUUGUGAUGAGUUGAAUCUUUUAGUCCCGUUCUGCAACGCCGAGACUGAUAAGGCAACAACUCUUCAGUGGACCACAGCAUUCCUAAAGUAUAUUCAGGAAAGACACGGAGAUUCUCUUAAAAAGGAAUUUGAGAGUGUAUUUUGCGGUAAAACUGGCAGAAGGCUAAAGCUGACCAGACCAGACUCCUUGGUGGCCUGCCCCGCACAGGGGAGCCUACAGAGCAGCCCCGCGAUGGAGAUCAAGUGAUCAAGUGGCCGGCUGGACAGGAAUCCUCCGUGAUCCGCACGCGCUUCUGCGACCCUGGAGCUCCGCCCUGACAGUCUGACUCGAGAGGGACGGGACUCCAGUAGGGACUUUGAGAGCACAUUUUGUAAAAAUAUUUGUCUAGAACAAAAUGCUUAUCCAUUAAUGUCCUCUUAGACCAUUUGGGGAUAAAGACAUCUUGAUAAUUAGUAAUUUUUCAAUUAUCUGUCUGAUUCCAUCAUGUUUUCUUAACAUGAUAACUUAAAAAAUUAACAUCCUUUGUAAUUUCUCUGGUCUUAAAAAGUACAUUCCUUUUUACUUAUUUUCAUUUUAAAUAUGCCCCUUUAGCAAUUGGAACACGUUAAAUUGCUCUUCACUAGAAACAGUUUGGAAAUUUUAUUGUAUUCGUUAUCUCACCCCCUUGUAAUGAUCUCCGGUCACAUGGUGCCGUGUUGCAAAAUGCAGCACUGUUUUAAACCUUUUUGCUAAAAAUUUUCCAGACACUUCCUUUAAAGCUACUUUUGACCAUAAAUGAAAUACUGUCUCAGUAGAUUUCAUAAAUGCCCACAUUUUCAUAUUGAGUCAUUACUUUAUGUGUAAUAAACUGUGGUGUUUGGAACUGA